This is a messenger RNA of Monodelphis domestica (gray short-tailed opossum), 1809 nucleotides long. Its product is annotated as glutamine amidotransferase-like class 1 domain-containing protein 3, mitochondrial. Gene Ontology annotation, cellular component: mitochondrion. The record is from RefSeq and is a predicted model, not a curated record. NCBI's taxonomy places the organism in Eukaryota, Metazoa, Chordata, Mammalia, Didelphimorphia, Didelphidae.
UCUGCGGUCUCUGAGUCGGCGGGACUGGUGGGCGGCUCAGAGCCGGGUUUGCUUGGUUCAUGUGACUCUUCUUCCCCAGGAGAUAGGGCGGAAGUGAAGGUCACGCGGUUUCCUCCCGUCCGUCCCCUUUCUCCUGGUCAAGUCCUGCUCUUGCUAUCAUCCCCGUAGCAAUGUUUGCUGUGAGGUUCGCGGCGGCCUCCAGGCCUGUUUUGCCAGUCUGUCUGCCCUGGCUGAGGUCCGGCGGGCGGCAUCAUACUCCCGUCGCCGGCUUUCAUGGCUCCGCGCUGCGUCCUGGGGCUAAAGUAGCUGUUAUUUUUUCUGGAUGUGGUGUCUAUGAUGGCACGGAAAUUCAUGAGGCCUCAGCGAUAUUGGUUCACUUGAGUCGUGAAGGUGCUGAAGUUAAGAUGUAUGCACCUAAUGUUCCUCAGAUGCAUGUCAUUGAUCAUACCAAAGGACAACCAACGGAGAGUGAAAAACGGAAUGCCUUGGUGGAAUCAGCAAGGAUUGCCCGAGGCAAGAUUGCUGAAUUGUCAGAACUUAAGUCAAAGGAUUUUGAUGCUGUUAUCUUUCCUGGGGGAUUUGGAGCUGCCAAAAACCUGUGUACAUUUGCAGUCGAUGGAAAAGAUUGUAAAGUCGACAAAGAUGUUGAACGAAUCCUAAAUGAGUUCCAUAAAGAAGGGAAACCAAUUGGCUUGUGCUGCAUUUCACCAGUUCUUGCAGCCAAAGUACUUAAGGGUACAGAAGUGACAGUAGGACAUGAGCAGGCAGAAGGUGGGAAAUGGCCUUACUGUGAAACUGCAGAAGCCAUUAAAGCCUUGGGAGCAAAGCACUGUGUGAAAGAAGUAACUGAAGCUCAUGUAGACUCGAAGAACAAAGUGGUCACGACUCCAGCUUUUAUGUGUGAAACAGGAUUGCACCAUAUUUUUGAUGGAAUAGGGAUAAUGGUACAUAAUGUGUUGAAACUAACCAGAAAAUAACCCAGAAAGACUAAAACGCUUCGGUUCUGAAAAGAGCAGUUUCAGACAUAGAAUACUUUGACCUGGUAAGUCUGACCAGAGAGAUGAAAAUGGCUGAUGUGAUGAGAAUUUUUUACUGAGAGAGAGGAGAAAUAUUUUACUGGAUAAGGCAUAGAUGUUUCCUAGCUAAGGAGAGGAUUUUUUAAAAUUGCUAAUUUAGAGAUGAGACAUUUCUUCCUAAGUUUGGUUUGAUUCACUUGUUAGAGAAGGAAGGCUGCCAAUUGAGAGUUUAAUUAUGAUGUAUUUUUUCGUACGCACCUCUUAAGUUAAAACUUGGACCGUUUUCUGCUGGAUGGUCAUUGAAUAGAAAUAAUAUUUUGCUAUACAAAAUUGAACCUAUUAUAUGGUUAUUUUUUAUUAUUUGGAAGUGAUAAGGUAUAAUGUUUAAUUUCUCAUCUUCCAAAUCUGAGUAUAAAUGGAACCAAGACAUCCCUUUCAAUUACAGAAGUAAAUGCUUUGUAUUUUGGGGGGAAUUUGUACUGAUGUAUAUAAUUCUGUAGCACAAACCUUUCACCAGAAAGCAUGUGUUUAAUUCUUUAGUGAAAGCACCUUUUAACACCUUUGGGCCUUCUGAUACAGUGAUAAAUUUGGCACUAAGAAUGUGUUCUUUUAAGUGAGUCUCAAUUCUUCAUUGUAGAUAUCACCCCCAGAAUCAGGGAGAAGAAAGGGAAAUUGCAGCUCUUUAAAUCUAUUAAAACAGUUUUCCUAAUCUUGUUAAGAUUUCCUAACAGUAAUUGUACACUUGACAGAUCUCUGAAUGUAAAAACAAAAUAAAAUUUAUUGAUGCAAUGAC